AUGGCAUCAUUGAACUCCGAAGUACAAGAUCGAGGAAAGCUGUAUAAGUUUACGAAGAUAUUGACUUUAAAGGUGGCACAGAUUGUUGUUCAAAGUCGACAAGGAAAAAAAAUAUCCCAUGAAUGUAACGUUAUAAAACCCUCCGACGACGGUCCGCCUUCUUCUUCCCACUCAUUGCAAUGGUUUAACUUAUCUAUACCCGAUGUCCCUGAGAUAAACAGAGACACGAAAAUGGUACUCAAUGGUGAAGUAAUAGAGGCCCUCAGCAAUGUACUGUGCAUAGAAAUAUCUCUGAGGACCAAUGAAGGGGAUGAAAUGGUAUUGGAGGUGUGGACGGUGCGUGUGGCGCCCGGCGGCGACACUAGUCAAGGAUCUGUCUCCACCAUAUACUACCGUAUGAGUAUCAUGCUCAAGUCAACACUCAGCAUCUCAAGGAUAACUCCUGCAUACAAGUUGUCAAGACUACAGAAUAAAGAUUCAUAUAUUAUAUCUCACAAAAUCUAUGGCGGCAAACCUAAUUUGGAUUUAUUGGGUGACAUGUCUAAAACAAUCAAGGUGAGCGAGCUCCAGACGCCCAUAGGAAAAAUACAGAUAGAUGUUGUUUAUAGAACAAAGAUGACAAUAUUACCAGAAGACAGAAGGACUGUUGACAAGAAUGUUCUGACGACCAGCGACAAGAUUAUGGUGAAGAGUGAUCACUUCCCUAAGGAGAGUCCCAGGAAGACAUACAACGAGAAGAAAGAACUGGACCUCACCAAGCCUCUGACGGCCGGAGCAUUCGUGGACACGGUGAAGAUAAGAGAGUUACAUGAGACACUGAGCCAACAACUACCACCAGAGAGUCCACUGACCUGGCUACUGGCUGAGAAGGAUAAACUGGAGAGGAGAAUGAAGAUGGCGCCCAUAUCAGAAGACGAGAGCGGUCCAGCGGCGGAGGAGACGCGACCCUCCUCGAGGCCCGUGGACGUGCCUCGCCUGGCGCACACCGACACACACAGAUACACCAGCCUCAUGGAGUUCCCGUUCGCGGAGGGCAGCCCCAUCGCGGAGCUGGCGUCCUUCUACCAGGAGUGCGUGUCUGCGCGCGAGGCCAGCGCCAGCUGGUCGUCGGUGGGCGCGCGUCCCGAGCCGGGGCCCUCGCUGGCCCAGCAGCUGCAGCAGUUCGAGGAGGCUGUGCCCGUGUUCGACAACAUGGUCGCUUCUAUGUUCUCCGACUGCGACUCCUCCUCCGGCAAUAACUAG
Danaus chrysippus (African queen) is the source of this 1242-nucleotide messenger RNA. The record is from the annotation of a GenBank genome assembly. NCBI's taxonomy places the organism in Eukaryota, Metazoa, Arthropoda, Insecta, Lepidoptera, Nymphalidae.